AUGGCCUUGUCCCAAUGCUACAGAGUAAAGCGCAACACGCAGACAAUCUUUGUCAAUACCGCCAACCCUAACGCAGACACAGUCUUGACGCUGAAGCAAAGGAUCAUCAAGGCGCUUUCAUCGACCAAGGAACGGGACGAGUCUGCGGCGGCUAUCACCCACCCGGCAGACAUUCAACUCUUUGAUUACAAGAACGCCAGCCGACCUGUUGAGCUGGUUGACACCAAGACUUUAACGAAUUCGGGACUUGUGGACCAUCAGGUCGUUGCUAUGGUCUUUAGGACUCCUUCUGGAGCGUGGGAGGAUGUUUAUAUUGCACCAAUGGAUUUGGCGGCAGACUUGGACGACUUGGAGGACGAACCUGAGGAAGUGGAGUAUAGGGCUUCCAAGGGCAAGGAGCGCGCAUAG
Messenger RNA from Linnemannia hyalina, 408 nucleotides. The record is from the annotation of a GenBank genome assembly. NCBI's taxonomy places the organism in Eukaryota, Fungi, Mortierellomycota, Mortierellomycetes, Mortierellales, Mortierellaceae.